CUUCAAGGUAGAACGUACUGGUCUCGAGCUAGGAAGGAGCGGUUGAGGAACUCACUUGGCACAGCUUUUCGGCCGACAAACUAUGAGGCUGUCGAUACUCCAACCCAACACGGUCAAAAUAUCCAUCUCAAUGCAUCUUCUUAUCACCGAAAUUCUGACACGGACUCCGGCCAAAGUCAUGUGUAAAGAGGAUGACCUUGGGUAAUGACUAAAACUUCGAGAACACUUCCGCCGACCUCAACACCAUUGAAGACUCGACGAGAUGGAAUCUGCAAACACAACCACCAAGCUUGAUCACAAUGGCAAAUACCUACUCGUCCUACUCUGCUACGUCUCCGUGCUCAACUCAGCGACUCAAGGUUAUGACUCCGCUAUGAUGAACGGUCUCCAGAUCCUACCUUCAUACACAGAAUACUUCAACUUGACAACUUCAACAACUUCACUGAAUGUCGCCGUUGUGUUUCUGGGCUCUGUGGUCGCUACACCUUUUGCGGGUGCUUUGGCAGAUCGGUGGGGUAGGAAAUGGGGCAUGGCUGUCACGGCAGCCAUAGCUUUGUUGGGUGCGGCGAUUCAAUCUGCUGCUGUGCAUGAAGCUAUGUUUUGCAUCGGUCGGUUUAUUGUCGACAUCUCCAUCACUAAAGGCUCCACAGCAGCACCAGAUUACAUAUCAGAGACCUCGCACCCCAAACACCGCGUCCUUCUCACCGGUCUCUGUGGAGCAGCAUGGUAUGUCGGUGGUGUAGCCGCCGCCGCCAUAACUUUCGGCACCCAAUACCUCUCCACGACAUGGAGUUGGCGAGCACCCUCUUUGCUUCAAUUCCUGCCUUCAAUGCUUUGCUUGAUUGUCUUGCCGUUCGUUCCCGAGAGCCCCCGUUGGCUGGUUUACAAUGAUAGAUACGAGGAAGCGAGGGUUGUAUUGUUGAAAUACCACGCUAACGGUAACGAGGACUCCGAGUUGCUGCGGGUUGAAAUGGCGGAGAUUGUGCAAACGCUAGAGUAUGAGAAGAGUGUCCAAAAGGCGAGUUUUAGAUCUCUGGUGGCUACGAGACCGAAUCGAUGGCGUUUUGGUAUUGUGGCUACUGUGUCUAUUUUCUGUCAAAUCUCUGGAAACAACAUUAUUACCUAUUAUUUGGGUACUGUUCUCACCACCGUCGGCAUCACAGGGGUACAAACACAAUUGGCUAUAAAUCUAGGCUUGAGCGUUUUCAACCUCAUCUGUGCUAUAGCAGGUAGUUCUGUAUGCGAGAAAAUCGGUCGAAGACCCUCAUUCCUGGUCUCUACAACAACAAUGGCUCUCCUCCUCAUAAUCGUCAGCGUCCUCACAAAACAAUUCGCAACCACCACAUCCCAAGCCGCCUCUGCCGCCCAAGUAACACUAAUUUUCCUCUUCUACCGCGCAUACUCAUUGGUCUGGACACCACUAGCCUACCUCUACCCCUUAGAAGUGCUAUCCUUUUCCUUGCGCGCAAAUGGUAUGGCGUCGUACAAUGGACUCUGCUAUCUAGCCGCUUUCUUCAACACGUAUAUCAUCCCUUAUGCGAUGAGAUGGUCAAGUUGGGGAUUUUAUUUGAUUACGGCGCUUUGGUGUUUUGUGGAAGUGGGGAUUAUGUGGGUCUACUUUCCGGAGACCAAGGGAAUGACUUUGGAGGAGGUGGAUGUUGUCUUUGAUGGAACUACUCAUGCGGAUCUUGAUAUUGAGAUGAAAGGGAUUCCGGUGGUUGAGGGUGAAGAAGUCAUGGAUGAUGUCGUUGGAAAAUAUGGGAUCAACGGGAAGGUCAAACAGUAGCGAUUGAGGGUCAAGAUUUCUUAUGCUCCAGCCAUAGUCGCAACAUCCUUCUGUGCCUCUUUCGCCGUCUCCUCAUUUUCAUACCCAUCUUUCUUAUUGUCCGAAGCAGGACUCCUGUCUAAAGCAUGUUUGAAGAUUGGGCUCUGCUCGAGCAUUUUCCAGUCCAUAACCAUGUACGCAUUUUGCUGUGAUAACUUGACCUCCUCUGCACCUCGUGUACUGACUUCAUGGGCAUAAGACUGGAGUUGUUCUGUCAGAUCUGGAGAAGCAGAGAGAGAGAGAGGCGUGAUGAGCGGUGAGGAUGUUGACAAGAUUGUAUGCAUCUUGAAUUGCAUGAUUAAGUCCCUGUUCACGAUGAGGUGGCAUCGCGUGCGCGGCGUCACCUGCCAGGACAACCCUUCCGUUUCGACUGUC
Molecule: messenger RNA, 2200 nt
Organism: Aureobasidium subglaciale EXF-2481
Lineage: Eukaryota; Fungi; Ascomycota; Dothideomycetes; Dothideales; Saccotheciaceae
Exons: 6
Coding region: 263-1786 (507 amino acids)
Biological process (GO): transmembrane transport; carbohydrate transport
Cellular component (GO): membrane
Molecular function (GO): carbohydrate:proton symporter activity
Source: RefSeq, a predicted model, not a curated record